AGUUCUACUGUCCACCAGUUGUAGGUGCGCUUCAGCGCAGAAUGUACCGUAGACGCCAUCUUGGGGAGAUCCCGGAGCUGGUGACAACUAUAUGAAGCUCAUCAAAAUGAGAUUAUUAAACUUAUAAUAAAACAUUUUCUUUUUUGUUUUGUUUGGGACUGCACCGGAGAAUAGGUGUUUUGUUCUACGGUGGCUUAUUUGCGUGCGAAGACUCAACCGUGGCUGAAGUCAAGCCUGCCUGUAACGUUGGUUAGAUGGCCGGCUAGCUAGCUACGCUAGCUAUCUAUGCCAGCUGGUCUGUGCGCCGCUCCGGACUGAUCCGUGGCCUGCAGCAGAGAAAGGGUGGUGACGGCGCAAAAUGCAAUCCCGUUUAUUUUCUUCAGAAACCCUCUAUUUCUCCAGGAAAUUGCUGUUGGGACAACUUGCAUAUCCGAAAAUGCACUUAUAGAUAGCCAAGUACCUGUCAUCUUCAAUUUUGCUGUCCAUUUCGUGUACCUACAGAUUAGCUGGCUAGCCUGCUAGCUUCCGUGCUGUCUGCGUUGCCUAAUAUUCACUUGAAGAGACAUGUCAUCCAAUUGUACAAGCACAGGGCCGGUGAGCGCCAGCAAAACGAAGACGAAAAAGAAACAUUUUAUUGGACAGAAAGUAAAACUGUUUCGUGCAAGCGAGCCUAUUCUCAGCGUUCUAAUGUGGGGUGUCAACCAUACGAUCAACGAGCUGAGUAACGUGCCUGUCCCAGUCAUGCUAAUGCCUGACGAUUUUAAAGCCUACAGUAAGAUCAAAGUGGACAACCAUCUAUUUAACAAGGAAAACCUGCCUAGCCGCUUCAAGUUCAAGGAAUACUGCCCCAUGGUGUUCCGUAACCUGAGGGAACGCUUCGGCAUCGAUGACCAAGACUACCAGAACUCGUUGACGAGGAGUGCUCCCCUCAACAGCGACUCACAGGGCCGCUUCGGAAACCGCUUCCUGUCCACGUACGACCGCCACUUUGUCAUCAAGACUGUCUCCAGCGAGGACAUUGCCGAGAUGCACAACAUACUUAAGAAGUACCACCAGUUUAUCGUGGAGUGCCACGGCAGCACGCUGCUCCCACAGUUCUUAGGGAUGUACCGGCUAACGGUCGACGGCGUCGAGACGUACAUGGUGGUGACACGCAACGUCUUUAGCCACCGGCUCACCGUGCAUCGCAAAUACGACCUGAAGGGGUCUACAGUGUCCAGGGAAGCCAGCGACAAGGAAAAAGCAAAGGACCUUCCAACUUUCAAAGACAACGACUUUCUGAACGAAGGCCAGAAGCUCCAGAUUGGAGAUGACAACAAGAAGUUAUUCCUAGACAAGUUAAAACGUGACGUAGAGUUCCUAGCCACGUUGAAGAUCAUGGACUACAGCCUGCUGGUGGGCAUCCAUGAUGUGGACCGGGCCGAGCAGGAGGAGAUGGACGUGGAGGGCACUGGUGACGACGAUGACUACGAUGCCGACGGCGGGCCCAUGACCGGCUCGUUCGGCACCCCGCCCGACAGCCCCGGCAACCUGCUCAACUUUGCCGGCUUCUUCGGGCCCGGCGAGUUCGACCCGUCAGUGGACGUGUACGCCAUCAGGAGUCACGAUGGUGAGCAGAGAAUAGGGGACAGGCGGGCUGCAGGUGUCGUGAAGAAAGAAGUGUACUUCAUGGCCAUCAUUGACAUCCUCACCCACUAUGAUGCGAAGAAGAAAGCUGCACAUGCUGCCAAAACUGUGAAACAUGGGGCUGGCGCUGAGAUCUCCACCGUGAACCCGGAACAGUACUCCAAACGGUUCUACGAGUUCAUGUCCAACAUCCUCUCCUAAGACGUCCUUCCUUCCCUCCAACACUACACCCACCCACCCACAGACCUGCAGUUGACUUACUUACAGUACUUUUGUAGACCUCCACUCUCUCUCUCUCACUCUCUCUCUCUAUCCCUCUCUCUCUAUCCCUCUCUCUUCUCCCCUUCUCUGUGUCUUUCUCUCUCUAUCCCUCUCUCUUCUCCCUUUCUCUGUGUCUUUCUCUCUCUCUCUCUCUCUCUGUAUCUCUGCUCUGUGUUUAUACAUCUCUGCGUCUUUCUCUCGCAUCUCGCCCCCGAACCCCGUUCAUUUCGGUCUCCUAGAGGCAUAUAGCACAUAGACACAGGAGCAAGGCUGUUACCGCCACAACCCCCACCCCUUCUUGAAAACACCACAAGGGAAAACCGGUGAGGGUUAGUUGACCGCUGGACUGACUCUUAAUAGCAAAGCUUCAACUCCACCCCACCUCACCGCAAAAAAGCCGAGACUGUCGUACUUUCACCCAGCGACUCUGCAACCUCUUUGUCAGGUACAAGGGAUGGAUGGGAAACUGUGCAGAAUGACAUUUGAAGAAAAGAAAAGAAAAAACAAGAAAAAAAAAAAAACAAGUGACUCCAUUGCCCCUGCCCUAUCUCCCACACAACAUGCCCUCCUCCUCUCUUUCCUUGUCUCCAGACAUGUUUUACUUUUGACGCCAGCACCUUCUCACUAAUGCCUUGAAAGUGUGUCUCGGCUUCAAGAAUCCUGUUAUUAUCAGCGACCCUUCUUUCUUUCUUUUUUGGUGUCUGUCCAUGCGCUCAUUUAUAUUUUAUUUUUGUUUUGGAUGUUUUUUUUUGUUUUCUUAAAUAAAAUACCCCAACACUCUUAAAAUAGCACUCUGAGGACAAAAAAAGGAAGAUGCAGCACACGAGAAGAGACAGGUCAAAUCUUGUGACCGUUUGCCGCAAAAAACAUACUUGCAGUGGAACAACAGUGGUAUACACCCCUACUCGAGCCUCGAGUUCAAAUGGAGGAAAACCCAAAGGUGAACUUGAAAAUGUGCAAGGGAAAAAUCAUUGAAUUGCAGUGGCAAAAAUGCAUGUCUGUCAAACAGAGCCGACAUCUCAUGUCUCCGUCAUCACCAACACCAAAACCACUAAUCUCAUUUAAUGGACGUAAGUGUUUGAAUGUUAUGUUGCCAUAUUUGUUUGAAGUCAAUUGUGUUUGUCAACUUGAUGGAGGUCGGUUAACAAAAAUGGAUUAAGAAACUACAUCAGAAAAAAAAAGGAAUUCGAAAAGCAAAUAUACCAGUUUUAUUACCAUGAGAAUCAUUUUUAUAUCUUGUUUACAUUAAUGUAGCAUUUUUGUGUUUGUAUACAGUAUUGUUUUGUUACCAACAUACGUUAGAAAAGGAAGUUACUUGAAAACUGAUCCAGUGCAUAUUAAAGGGAGUUUUAUUCUUUUUUUUUCUUUUUUUUUUUCACGUUUGUUUUAUAAAGAGUUGGUUUUACUGAAAUUGUUGGUAACUAGACAAAUGAUGUUGUGAUAUGUUGCCUAAAGAGGAAAAAAAAACUGUCAGUGUGAAGCUCGAGGAAAGGGUGUGUCAGAAAUUGAAGUUGUCUUAAAAACUCCUAACUAAUGAUUAAUAUGCCAGCACUAGAAAUGGACUCACCAUCAACUCUCCAAACCCACACAAGAGAUCUCAGUAAAUGGUGAAUUCUGAGCAAA
Clupea harengus (Atlantic herring) is the source of this 3510-nucleotide messenger RNA. Its product is annotated as phosphatidylinositol 5-phosphate 4-kinase type-2 beta. Gene Ontology annotation, molecular function: 1-phosphatidylinositol-5-phosphate 4-kinase activity; 1-phosphatidylinositol-4-phosphate 5-kinase activity. Gene Ontology annotation, biological process: phosphatidylinositol phosphate biosynthetic process. NCBI's taxonomy places the organism in Eukaryota, Metazoa, Chordata, Actinopteri, Clupeiformes, Clupeidae. Gene Ontology annotation, cellular component: plasma membrane. The record is from RefSeq and is a predicted model, not a curated record.